Molecule: messenger RNA, 744 nt
Organism: Solanum stenotomum
Lineage: Eukaryota; Viridiplantae; Streptophyta; Magnoliopsida; Solanales; Solanaceae
Exons: 1
Coding region: 1-744 (247 amino acids)
Biological process (GO): regulation of DNA-templated transcription
Molecular function (GO): DNA binding
Source: RefSeq, a predicted model, not a curated record
AUGGUUGCUCAUGAUCACCAACCUAAGAGACAUUCAGAAUAUUGUUUUUACCCGAAGGUGAGGGAUGUUAUCAAGUAUCUACUAGGCUUUGCGAUAGACGAGCCACUUCUUGAGCAACGUCAAUUCAUGCAGCUAGUUGAUCUUUACGUGGACAAGGAGCCAUGGAAAAUUCUUGAGAGCAGUAACACCAACACAGGUUACUUCAUUACACCGUUGAAGAAAGAGAAGUCGGCACAUCAUAAAAGAUUUAAGCGAAUUGUUGGGGAGGGCACAUGGAAGAUACAAGACCCAACGAAGAAAGUGUUUGAUGAAAAAGGUAGACUUAUGGGGUACGUCCACCAUAUGAAGUACGCUCCCCGCACUAACAAAAAGUCAAUAAUAAUCAAGGAGUUAUUCGGCGAGUGGUUGAUGAUGGAGUACUCUUUAUAUGAUGGUUAUGUUACUAAUAUUAAGAAGAAAAUUAUAUAUAAGGAUUUUGUAAUUUGUAAGAUUAGGAAGAAGAAACAAAGGCUUGAUCACAAUGAUAAGGGAAAAUAUGAGAAUAUUAUGAAUGAUGUUGAAGUUAAUGAAUUAAUCGAUUCGGUUAUGGAAGAAUUAGAAGUGAUUGAUGAUGAUAAUAUAGAGGUGGAUGCUGAGGAUGACUUUCUUGCUGCAUUGGAGGAUGAAUGUAUGAAUUCAGAAGAUAAUGGAAUAUCAAAGAAUGAUGCAAACGAUAUCAAUCUUUAUGAAUGUAACUUCUUUUAG